AGUUAUGAAGAGGCAGGCAGGGGGUGUGUGUGUAGCGAUAACUCUCUUCUCCGAUAGAUAAAUUUAAAGAACAGUAACCACACCAGUCAGUGUCCUAUUGAAACGAGUCAUUAUUUGUAGUUGCCAGUGAGUGCGAUAAUCCACACGUCUCGUAAUUUAAAUUUAUUGUAGAGUGAUUUAAGUGGUGUUAGGUGAUGUGACGCGCCUAAAUCGCUUUGGAGCCCUACCGAAACCUCCCGGACCGCUUGCUGCCUUCCGACUCCGUAAAUUCUCCUGCAACUACCUAGUUAUGGUGUGGCCGCGGUGAGGGCGCGCGAUGGGUGCGGUGCGGCGCUCCACAGUCGCCGCGCUCGCCGCCCUCGCCGCGCUCCUGUUGCUGCUGCUCGCGAGACUGCCGCCUCCUGCACGCCCCCAUUCCCCGCCCCCUGCUUCUGCCAACCGACAAGUCCCCCUAUCAGCGGUACACACUUCCCCAACACCAAUCACGAACCGAACUACUCCCGCCCGUAUUACCACCACUCGUCGACCAUCGUCUUCGCCCCCGCAGCCGAAACCGCCUUCUAUCGCAGCAGCAGCAUCACAACCGUCUAAACCUGCACCGCUCGCCCCGGCCGAUCCAUCGCAACCGCGGCCCAUACUCACUGGCGAGGUGUACGUCGCGGGCCAUGAGAGGCCUCACCCUGAACUGUGUCCGGCAUUGGGCGCCAAAUUGCGGCUCGUAAUUCUGAUCACAUCAGCGCCCUCACACCGCGCUGCACGCGACGCUAUCCGUCUCACAUGGGGACACUAUGCGGCGCGAUCGGACGUUGCGCUCGCUUUCGUGCUUGGUGCGCCUCCUGCCGCUCUCCGCCCGGCCGUCGAGGCAGAAGAUGCGCUCUACAACGAUAUGAUCGUUGGUCGCUCGAUCGACUCUUAUUCGAACAUGACGCUCAAAACGUUGUCGAUGCUCGAGUGGAUCGACACGUAUUGUCCGCGCGCGCCGCGCCUCCUCAAGACAGACGACGAUAUGUUCAUAAACGUCCCGAGGCUCCUCGACUUCGCAACGACGCACGGCCGAACUAACGCUAGUCUCACGAUCUGGGGCAAAGUCAUCAAGAAGUCGCUGCCGAAACGUACUACACGAUCGAAGUAUUACGUGUCGCCGGUACAGUUUCCCGGGCGCGUUUUUCCGGACUUCGCGACUGGUCCCGCGUAUCUAAUGACGGCAGACGCAGUUCGGCCACUGCUGGCGGCGGCACCGCGCGAACGGUAUCUCCGGUUAGAGGACGUAUUCGUGACGGGCGUUCUCGCAUCUAAACUAGGCAUCGCUCGUCGUCACGUGACCGAGUUCUACAACAAGAAGCUUGCGUUACAUCCCUGUGCGGUGCAGAGAGCUAUCUCGAUACACAUGGUGCGCUACCACGAGCAGUUCGACCUCUGGCGCAAGCUGCUUGAUGGCAAAACCAAAUGCACCUGAAUCGGCCGACGAACGCGCUGUAUUUCUGUAUAUAUGACGGCCGCCGCGUGCCAUACCUUGGAGGAAUUUUAUUUUUAAUACGAUCGUUUUACAUUGGAUGCGAAGCAUCGACGGUUUUGAAACUCGUCCCUUAUAUUUUGUGUAAAGGUUUUACUUUUGUAACCUAUUUUAUUUUUGUUAUUUUUUUAUAUAACAAGAAGUGUAUAUUUAUAUCUGAUGUUGAUCACAAAGAAGAACAAAAAUCUGAUUUAAUACCCAAUCAAUCUCACGUUAGAAUCUACGAAAUUAAAACUUUGAUAUUAUAAGUAUAGUGACUGUGAAUUAAGAAUUAUGUUUGAAUACUCAAAAACCGUGACAUGAUUUAUUUUUAUAUUUAACGUUUAAUUAUUAUUAAUUCGAUUCGAGUUAUUAUAUCGAAUUAUUUGUAAAUCUUAUAGUCCAAUUAAUGAUAAAUACAUUGGUAUUGGUUAACGGCAGCUUCGUGCUAAAGUACAAAACGCCGCAUCUCGCCCGCUGCGCGAUAUAUCCUAAAGGGAAAUAAAUAUUCCUGGAUUAAAAUCGAGGAAUGUUUAAGACUUUG
Diatraea saccharalis (sugarcane borer) is the source of this 2036-nucleotide messenger RNA. NCBI's taxonomy places the organism in Eukaryota, Metazoa, Arthropoda, Insecta, Lepidoptera, Crambidae. The record is from the annotation of a GenBank genome assembly.